Messenger RNA from Brassica napus (rape), 1711 nucleotides. RefSeq names its product DNA cross-link repair protein SNM1. The record is from RefSeq and is a predicted model, not a curated record. Gene Ontology annotation, molecular function: damaged DNA binding; 5'-3' DNA exonuclease activity. Bases 20 to 1471 code for a protein of 483 amino acids. The transcript is spliced from 9 exons. Gene Ontology annotation, biological process: double-strand break repair via nonhomologous end joining; interstrand cross-link repair; protection from non-homologous end joining at telomere. NCBI's taxonomy places the organism in Eukaryota, Viridiplantae, Streptophyta, Magnoliopsida, Brassicales, Brassicaceae.
CUCAGAAACAUAAAAAAAAAUGGAUGCUUUUGUUGAAGACGACGGUUUUGGUUCUCGUUUCAACGACGGUGUUGAAGAAGAAGAAGAAGAGGGGUUUAGUUUCUUUGACGAUGUUGUUGUUGAAGACGAGAGAGAAGAGGGUUUUGCUUCUGAUUUCUACAAGGCUGGUUCUGAUUGGUCUUGUUUGUUGGAAGGAGAAGAGGAAGAGACCGAUAAGGUUACUCCCGAGAGUAAGAAGAUGAAACAAUCCAAUUUGUUUGAGGUUUGGGGUUUACAGAAGUUUACUCCUGAGACUGAGAAGAAGAAGACAACGAAACAAACCGACUUGUUUCAGGUCUGGGGUUUACAAAAGCCUUCUCCUUCCACUUCUUCUUCGUCCAAAAAGACGAGUACUGCUUCAGGAAAGAGACUCAGAGACUCUCCAUGGGCCAAUGACACGCCUCGGCAAUGCCCUUUUUACAAGAAACUUCCAGGAACACCGUUUACUGUGGAUGCCUUUCGCUAUGGUUGUGUUCAAGGCUGUUCUGCUUACUUCCUCACUCACUUUCACGCUGAUCAUUACAUUGGUCUCACUAAAUCUUGGUCUCAUGGUCCCAUUUACUGCUCUUCUCUCACUAGUCGUCUUCUCAGACUUAGUCUCUCUGUUAACCCCUCGUUUAUCCAUCCGUUGGAGCUAGAUGUGGAGUACACUAUUAACGGGGUCAAAGUCACUUUAGUUGAAGCUAAUCAUUGCCCUGGUGCUGCUCUUAUUCACUUUCGCCUCUUGGAUGGAACCUGUUAUCUGCAUACUGGAGAUUUCAGGGCUUCUAAGCAGAUGCAAACUCAUCCUCUCCUCUUUAACAGACGAGUUCAUGUCCUGUAUUUGGAUACAACCUACUGCAAUCCCAGAUACAAAUUCCCCUCUAAAGAAGAUGUGUUAAGUUACGUUGUGAGAAUCACAAAGGAGUUCCUGAGGAAGCAACCGAGGACUCUGAUUGUGGUUGGUUCUUAUAGCAUUGGAAAAGAAUGUGUUUAUCUAGCUAUUGCCAAAGCACUUGGGGUUAAGAUAUUCGCAAAUGCUUCAAGAAGACGGAUACUACAAUCUUUUGGAUGGGAUGAUAUUUCAAAUAGUCUUUGUACAGAUGGGAAAGCCACAUGUCUUCAUGUUUUGCCUAUGUCAGCAUUGAAAUUUGAAAGACUUGAUGAACACUUGAAGGUUUAUAGAGAACAGUAUGGAGCCGUUUUGGCAUUUAGACCCACAGGUUGGACAUACUCCGAGAAGGUUGGUGAACACCUUGAUCUGAUAAGACCAACAUCAAGGGGAAAAGUUACCAUUUAUGGGGUUCCAUAUAGUGAGCAUUCAAGCUUCACAGAACUUCGUGAGUUUGUUCAAUUUUUGAGGCCAGAUAAGAUUAUUCCUACAGUGAAUAUCUCUAAUGCUGAGAGCCGCGAGAAAAUGCAGUCAUGUUUCAGAGAAUGGCUCAGACGCUGAGAUUCAACUUUAGGUUGUUGGAUAAUUGCUUCCUAUUUGUUAUCUAUUUCUCAUUGAAGCUUGUAGGGAUGCUUGAUGCUUCCGUAACAUCCUGGAUAUUGCAACUGUAGAGUUGAAGCGCUGUCUUGAUUAUUCUCUUGUAAAACUUCAACUGGCUAAUUCUUUUAGUUAUGAUGAUUGGUAAAGUAAAGGUUUUAGAAAAAAACAAACCAUUCUAUAUGUUACAUUUACUUAUCUUUA